Messenger RNA from Cladocopium goreaui, 225 nucleotides. The record is from the annotation of a GenBank genome assembly. NCBI's taxonomy places the organism in Eukaryota, Dinophyceae, Suessiales, Symbiodiniaceae.
AUGAGGUUGCCGAUCAUGCAGUGGCCUAGGCCCUUCACCGCUCACGUGACCGUUGCCGUGUCUGGCCACAACAUCGGCCUGGGCUUCGGCUCAAGGAAGGAGCUUCGAGCACGUGCGGCGCAUCUGGCUCUAGCCAUCAGGGCAGCAGCUUCGAGGACAACGCAGCCGAGCAACCCUCUUGAGCAGCUGGUGGAGCAGGCAAGAGAUGUGUUGCCACAGAGCUAG